This is a messenger RNA of Arabidopsis thaliana (thale cress), 591 nucleotides long. RefSeq lists its product as uncharacterized. Lineage: Eukaryota; Viridiplantae; Streptophyta; Magnoliopsida; Brassicales; Brassicaceae. The record is from RefSeq and is marked reviewed. The coding region runs from base 1 to 327 and encodes 108 amino acids. The transcript is spliced from 3 exons.
AUGCCAGCUUCUCCAGGAGAGCCGACAGACGGCGGUGCUAAUGCAAGGGGGGCACUUGGACCAGUAGGAGUCGCCGCGACACUGGAACAUGACAAAGACGUUAUUGGGAUCCUCACCUUCUUCGGUGUAGCGGAAACCGUCACGAAAAUUUCCAAUCGAGGUGAUGGUACUGAGGACUUAGUUGAGAUUUUUCUCGAACGCGCUCCCCUGCUUAUAUUUUCCUUGAGUGUUGCUGCAUUUGUGGUGCAGAUACGCAUUGAUGAAUCGUUAAGGAGUUGGAAUCUUUAUAUAGGGGAGACUCGAGGGAUUGCUAUUGCUCUAAAGUGAAGUUCAUCUUUUUGAUAAAAAAAAUUGGUAAUAUUACAAUUACUGGAAGUUGUCAGUUUGAGGUCACACACAACAAAAUUCGAUUGAUCAUCUCAUUUUCUAAAAAAAAAAGUUUAUAAGACAGGAGAGAGGAGUUGAGCGUUUAGACUAGUAUUUUGCGGCGAAGGGACAGGAGGCGAUGAAAAAGUCAAAGUUCGAAGGUUUGUCUGAUUUAAAUCACACAAUAAGUUCUGUCUCGACCUGAAAUGAAGGCAGUGUGUGAGU